Messenger RNA from Antrostomus carolinensis (chuck-will's-widow), 2412 nucleotides. RefSeq names its product ATM interactor (gene ATMIN). The transcript is spliced from 3 exons. The coding region runs from base 130 to 2160 and encodes 676 amino acids. NCBI's taxonomy places the organism in Eukaryota, Metazoa, Chordata, Aves, Caprimulgiformes, Caprimulgidae. Gene Ontology annotation, biological process: positive regulation of transcription by RNA polymerase II. Gene Ontology annotation, cellular component: nucleus. Gene Ontology annotation, molecular function: transcription cis-regulatory region binding; DNA-binding transcription factor activity, RNA polymerase II-specific. The record is from RefSeq and is a predicted model, not a curated record.
GGAAAACUUAAUGCACCACUAAGGAAGGGUUUGAAAAAUUCACAGAAAUUCUACUGCUGUCCCAUUGAAGGCUGCCCUAGAGGACCAAACAGACCAUUUUCCCAAUUUUCUCUUGUAAAACAGCACUUUAUGAAAAUGCAUGCUGAAAAGAAGCACAAAUGUGAUAAAUGUAGUAACUCCUAUGGUACAGAAUGGUAUUUGAAGCGGCACAUAGAGGUCUGUGGCAAGACUUUCCAGUGUACUUGCGGGUGCCCGUACGCCAGCAGAACAGCACUGCUGUCCCAUAUUUACAGAACUGGCCAUGAAAUUCCUGCAGAACACAGGGAUCCUCCUAGUAAGAAAAGGAAAAUGGAAACCUCUGUACAUAAUCAGCAGUUGGCAGAGAAAGCAAAUGAAGCAUUCAUCAAUACACACAAUAGUAAUCCUGCUGCUCAGGAGCUGGAGUCCUCUGAAGUGAAAAUAGUGGCCUCUCUGGAAGGUUCCUGCAGUUCUAACUUCACGAACCAAACGCAGCCAAAAUGUACACCGAAGAUGCUUUUACCAAAGCCCAAGGUGGCUUUGGUUAAACUUCCAGUGAUGCAGCUCACUCACUUGCCCAUAUAUGUAUCUGCAACUGACUCUUCUGUCAAACCUGCUGUGGUAGCUGUUGAUAAUCGGGGUUCAGUUGUAAGUACUGUUCAUUUAUUGCCUCAAUCUAUAGGAAUUCUGAUUCCGGCACUGGAGGCAGAAACACUUGUAUUUAAGGAUAGCAUGCCUGUUUCAAAAGUGACAAAUUCUGGUGAUCGUGAACCAGUAAGUACUGGUGUACAAGUUGAGUUGGAUAAGGUUACAUUGAAUAACACAGGGCAAGAGCUGGGGAAUGUUUGUCACAAGAAUAAAAUUUCUUCAAUAAAUAUACAGACUGACUUAUCUUACAUUUCCCAGAACUUUGUACCAGCUGCAGCCUGGACUCCCAGUUCUUCUGUAUCCUCUUGCUCUCAGACAGAUCUGUCGUUCAGUUCACAGGUUUCGUUACCCAUCAGUGUACAAACACAGACGCUGCUCCCUGCUUCCAAACUGACUUCAUCCAUAGCUGCUCAGACUGAUGCUUUUAGUCAGGUUUGUUUUCCAGCGUGUGGCAUUUCUAGAGAGACUCAAACCAGUACCAGUAGGACACAGGACUCUGUUGAUGGACGAGUGCAAAUGGACCAGGCCGUAAUGUGCAGCGACAUCUUUGACAAUGUUCAUUCGUCAUAUAAUGUCCCCACUCACAUUGAACUUCCAGGAAACAAUUUAAUGCCUGCAAAUAUCGAUCAAACCUUGCUGCAAAGGAGUAAUGGCAAGAGCCUGAAUCAAGAUGCAGUGAAGUCUGAAUCCCUUAUCAGUUUCAAUGCACAGACUAAUAUACUCCCACCUCAAAAUACAAUGGAUAAUCAAACCCAGACAAUGGACUUACUAAGUGAUCUGGAAAACAUCUUUUCAGGAAACAUGUCUGGCCAGACACUGGAUAAUCGUGGCCUUUUGUCUGAGACAAGUUCUAAUGCUGACACGCAUUUGCCGUCUGGUCCAUCACAGAGCACAGGGAUAGACUUUGACAUUGAAGAGUUCUUUUCAGCAUCCAAUAUCCAAACUCAGACUGAAGAGAGUGAGCUUGGUACCCUAAAUCCUGAGCCAGUUUUGGAGUCACUGGACAUUGAAACUCAGACUGAUUUCUUAUUUUCAGAUAGUGCCACUCAGUCAUAUAGCUGCCGAGGAAAUUCCAGCUUCCUGGGUUUGGAGAUGUUUGAUACACAGACACAGACAGACUUGAAUUUCUUUUUGGACAGCAACACCCAUCUGCCUUUAGGAAGCAUUCUCAAGCAGUCUAGUUUCUCCAUGAGUACUGACUCGUCUGAUACUGAAACCCAGACAGAAGUAUAUCCGGCUACUAAAAAUAUACCUACUCAGAAUAUCGAAAGCAAAGUCCAGCUCAGCAGUGCUGAAACACAGACUAUGGAUAGCUGCUUUGAGAAUCUGGGGAGUUUGUUCCUUACCAGCAACGAGACACAGACAGCAAUGGAUGACUUUCUUCUGGCUGACUUAGCCUGGAAUACAAUGGAGUCCCAGUUCAGUUCAGUAGAAACACAGACCUGUGAAGAGCUGUGCUCCUUGUUUCAGAGCUCUGACAAGCCCAGCCAUUGAGUACUACGUCAUAUGACUGUUUCCUGUGGUUUGAAAUUAAGUUAUUGGGGUAGGAGAGAUGACUUGACCAAGUAUAUCCACUUUCCAUUAUUGAAUGUAGUUACUGUGAGCAGUUGGCCUGAGAGACUUUUCAUGCUGAAGGUACUCUGUUGAUUAUGUAACUUUACAUAAGCUAUGUGUGUAUAAACAGGGGGGAAAGGGGGGCUGUAAAUAUGUUAAUGUACAUUUGAACCUUAAAAAAAAAUUAUGUGG